Aspergillus candidus is the source of this 8124-nucleotide messenger RNA. RefSeq names its product 1-phosphatidylinositol-3-phosphate 5-kinase FAB1. The record is from RefSeq and is a predicted model, not a curated record. The transcript is spliced from 2 exons. The coding region runs from base 483 to 8021 and encodes 2512 amino acids. NCBI's taxonomy places the organism in Eukaryota, Fungi, Ascomycota, Eurotiomycetes, Eurotiales, Aspergillaceae. Gene Ontology annotation, biological process: phosphatidylinositol phosphate biosynthetic process. Gene Ontology annotation, cellular component: fungal-type vacuole membrane; endosome membrane. Gene Ontology annotation, molecular function: metal ion binding; ATP binding; 1-phosphatidylinositol-3-phosphate 5-kinase activity.
GCAGCACUGGCACUUCCGGACCUCCAACUUAGACGGUUUAGUACCAGGUAGGAGUAGUGCCAUCACGCCCUGCUUAGCUUCUAUUUUCUUUGCACGGUUAUUAGCAUCAUCCAUGAUGACUGUCUUUCAUCUGUUCCUAUUUUUGGAGUGAGAUGCGGGAUCGAGAUUAACCCCGAGUAUCGUGAUUCCCCACCCCACUUCCUUUCUCCUCGACUUUCUGUCCGAAACGACUGGUUCUUUGAAAAGGCCUCGAAGGAUGCCGACCCAGUAUCUCGACGCAAUACGCAUGGACACAAACGACGCAGACUCCAAUCAUCUUCCAAGAUUUCGAGCUCCGGUAGCUCCGCGGCGGGCGAUCACAGAUGCUUGGUUCCAACCCCUCACCUUGCUUCGAUAAUCGGGAAGCUGGAUUUAUCGUACUCUUGACAGACUAGGCCGGACAGACUAGGUGGUGCUACCCUCAAGGGAACGAGCGAGUCCAGAUGACUUCUCAACAGUCUCAAGGGACGUCGAGUCCGUCCGCGUCUUCGAUCUUCCUUCCGCUCGGACGACGAGGCUCCCGCGCGUCUCUCUCCACGCAGGCCGAACAGGAGAACUUAAACGCCGCCCUCGAUCAAAUUCAUACGGCCGCAUACCAAUCAGACUCCCUCACUGUCUUUAAUGACUUCACCAACCCUCCCGCCACGAGGUCCGCCACUGACGACAAGAGUGUAUCGGGGGAACUACAAGGGGGUCUGAGUGGAUUGUACAGCAGGUUCAGAACCUCUGUUGGUGGAAUGGUGAGCGGCGUGGGUAGAUCUACCGAUAAGGCUUCUGCGGAGGACCCCGCUUUAAAAAGCCCACGUCCUUUGAAGAGUCCCCCCUCGGAGCGCUCUGCAGCGAGAUCUGCCCAUGAGUCGGCGGCUUCCAUCGCAGAGACUCAGCGAAACAGCCAUUCUUCCGCUCAAACUUCUAGGAUACCUUCGCCGGUGUCCGCCAUACACCACUCGAUCCAUGAUGGCCAGCAACCCCUUGGGCUUGGCAAAGGCUCCAAACUCUCUUCGAAAGCAGCCAGUAUCUCCUCCAAGGCCUCGGCUUCCACCUCCCUCGCGAACAAGCCCCCCGUUCCGCCUCUGCCCAAGGCUACCACCAGCUCCACGGCCGCGGAUCCGACCGUAACUGAAGUCAACGUGAAUGCAGUCAAGGAGCCUUCGCAUCCUUCCAGUAUUAAAUCGGUCAAUCCCUCUACUCACAGCCUACAAACCCUGGACUCAUCCGGCUUCGAUAAAGAAGACGGCACGCUCAAUACGUCGCUGGCCUCCUCUGGAUGGGGCCAGCGACUCAAGCAAUCUCCAGUCAUACAGCCAAACCCCCAUGGAAAUGCUCCCGAAGGGCCAAGUGUUACAGGCCACAGCAGGACUCCGACUACGGGCAGCCAGGCGACCGAUCACUCAAGAAGGAUAGAGGGGCAAAUGACUCAUGAGUUUGAUCAGACCCUGCCCGGCCCUGCGAGGAAGGCAAGGCGUUCAAUCGACGGACCGCAAGACGGCGCGGCGGCGGCACUCCAUCAAGAGCGACUACGGUCCAAUUCAGGUGCUUCAUUCGUUCUCGAUAAAUCAGCGGGAGCUUCGCUCUCUAGUGCAAACCGCAUCUCCCGAGUUCCCACGCGUGAGGACAGCAUCAUCUCUGAAGGCCAGAAAACUCCUGCCGAUGACUCUUCCAUGUCCCUGAAAAGAGAUCAGAUGCAGCCGCGAAACUCUCCACAAAUGAGCGCGACCAGCGAUCAACCAAGGAACCGACCGGAGAUUGGAAAUCCGAGCCGCAGGCCUGGCCAUGUGCCGUCGAAGUCGUCCGUCUCUGAGACCUCAAUAGGGCCUGCCGCUUUACCGCACAUAAACACAACAUUCGAUCGCGUGCCAAGCCAAGAAGGGAGGAAUUGGCACACCGGUGGUGACGGGGUGAUGUCGCAGCUGAGAAGUAAACUGCUCAGUAAGGACUUCUGGAUGCGCGAUGAGAAUGCCAAGGAUUGUUUUCACUGUGGCGAGCCCUUCUCGACCUUUCGGCGAAAACACCACUGUCGGACCUGUGGCCAGAUAUUCGACUCUAAGUGCACUCUUCUUAUACCAGGAGAAGGAUUCGGUCAGCCGGGCUCCAUACGCGUUUGCAGACCGUGCGAGGAUAUGAUAAACGGCCAUGAUGAUGACUCCUCUGAAUUCUCCGACAGCGAACACAGCCCGAUCAUCGUGAAUCCUCGUCUAUCUGAACUUAGUUUCGGGGGUCAGUCGCGAACAGGAGCAGACGACGAUGACACUUCCUCCAUCGUGUCGCAGUCUCUCGAUCACGUCAUAAAGACACCUACAAUGGCUAUCCCCGCCACGAGACGUGCUGGGGAAGGUCAUAAUCGCCGGUCGGCAGUCCUAGAGAUUAGCCCGGAUCGUCCGCUAGCGAGACCCACAUCAUCCCGAUCAUUAAGGUCUUCGCUCGGCGGAAGAACACACUCAAUGGGCCAUAAGCGCCAUCACUCCCGCCAACAGUAUAUCCGUAAUCCCAAAUCGUUUCACGACGAUAGGGCUCCAUUCCAGAGACGCCACGUGGAGGACGCGGCACCAGAGUCGAAGCUCCCUGCAUUUCACAAAGACAAUAUCAUUGACCCUGACCUGGCGCAGUACCUCUCCGACGAUGCCUCUAGUGGCGAUGAGCAGCCAAGUCUGCUGUCAGCUGUUUCAGAAAGUUCACUGCCAAAGAAUGGCGGGGACAAUGAGAGAACCACAUUUGGAGGGUUCCUGGCAGCUAUGAAAAAGGGCCGAUCUGCAUUUGGAGAUAAAAGCACCGCGAGUGCGAACCUUCGUGAUGCCGAUGACGCCAGUAUUACCAGCUCCAAGGCCGCCAACAUCCCGCGUAUGUCAAGACGACGUAACCUCAGCGUCGCUAGUAGUAUUCACCCACGCAAUUCUCCGAGGGCAUCAAAAGAUAGUAUUUUCAACCCUCCCGAGUCAUCAACCCCGGCCCAGGUUUUGCCCACCAUGGUACCCCGAAGCGAUUUCAAAAUAACGCGGAGCUCGUCGAUGCGAGGAGACGGCGCCCCACCGGUCGAGCUCAAUAAAGCCAGUUUACACCAUGUCCAUAGGCUCCUCAGGCAGUUGUUGAAAGACUCGUCUAUCCCUCAUGCUCAAAGCUGGGAAACGGCACUCCUCCCGAUCCUGCUGAAAGCGGCCGAUGAAGUCGACCCCGAUGUGCAAAAUGGCGACGAUAUGGAUAUUCGACAUUAUAUCAAAUUGAAAAAGAUCGUGGGUGGUCGACCGGGAGAUACUUCUUACGUGUCGGGGUUGGUGUUUACGAAGAACCUCGCUCUUAAGAGCAUGCCCAGGAGCAUCCCUCGGCCAAAGAUCUUGAUCAUCACAUUUCCCCUUGAAUAUGCCCGUCACCAGCAACAUUUCAUGAGUCUAGAACCUGUCAUUCGCCAAGAGCGUGAAUUUCUCGAAAAUCUAGUCAGCCGAAUAACAGCUCUACGACCUACUCUGUUACUGGUGGAGAAGAAUAUCUCGCGACUGGCUUUGGAGCUUUUGGAGAAAGCCAAUAUCCCCACAGCCUACAAUGUCAAAUCGUCGGUUCUCGAAGCCGUGUCUCGCUGCACACAAACAAGGAUCAUCACUUCCAUGGAUAAAUUGGUCACCACCCCAGUGACCAGUGUAUGUGGCAGCUUCGACGUCAAGACCUACGUGCACAACGGCCGCCGGAAGACUUACAUGUACCUGUCGGGGUGUCGAAAAGAACUUGGUUGCACUAUAGUUCUGCGCGGGGGCAAUCACGACCUGCUGACUAGAGUCAAAAGGAUUACCGAAUUCAUGGCUUAUGUCGUCUACAACCUCAAAUUGGAGACUUGUUUGAUGCGAGAUGAAUUCGCCCAAAUACCAACUUCAGUCGAACCGGAUGUUGAGACAAAACCAAGGGACAUGGGGUCAGGUGCCCUGCCUGCGGCAGCGAAAUUAGACGAUAAAACCGGCUUUGCGACACCAGGCGAGAAGCAAGAAAUGAACGAGGACAAGGGUGAUCCUUUCUCUCAAGAUAAACCGAGCGUUGCAAGCGAGGCGAUCGAGGUGCCUGAUGAUGUUCCGAUGCCGACUUACUAUGAAGAAAUCGUUCAAAACCACAAGACCAAGAUCUUAUCUGCGUCUCCUUUUGUCAAAUUUGAGCCUCCUCAUCUGUUGAUGCGUGCGAGAGAGAUGGAACGCCGACUAGCUUACCUCCAGCGCCUACGUGACCAGGACCUCAAAAUUGACCAGCCAUCCGACGAGAAAUCCAAGGCCCAGAAGUUUGUCCUUAUAACCCCUGAAAUGGUUCAUCGAUCCCCUACGGGUGCCGCGCCCAAGGUAAUGGAGGUUUUACACGCGGCCCACGAUGCCGAAUACGAUAGGGCGAUGCACAAUUACCUGACACAGAAACGACAGUGGGAAGCUUAUAUCUCUGGCACUGAUGUUGGCCUGUUUGACCCAUUUGCGCAUCAGAAUAUCGUCGUUCUUUUCAGUCUUGUCUGUACAGAAACGUCAAUCCCUUGUUCUGGUCCGGACUUGCUUGCUAUGGAGUACUACAACGAACACGAAGACGAGACGAUAUUCGAGCCUGACUGUGCGCUUGGCCAAUACGUGGAAGAUGUCUGCAUCAACGCCAAUGCUGAAUGUUUUACGGACGGCUGCGAGAAACGAUACUUUGAACACCAUCGUCAGUACGUCCAUGGAGAAGGCCAGAUCAGCAUUUUUACCCAGCCCUAUCCCUCCAAACUCAGGGGUCUCCAGGACACAAUCUUGAUGUGGAGUUGUUGCAAGAUCUGUGGCAAUGAAACACAGGUUUUUCCAAUGUCGGAAAACACGUGGAAGUACUCGUUUGGCAAGUACCUGGAGCUUUCGUUUUGGAGCAAGAACCUGCAUGCUCGCGCAGGCGUUUGCCCUCACGAUUUGCAGCGGGAUCACCUUCGUUUCUUCGGUUUUAAAGACGUUGCUUUACGCAUCCACUACGAUGCCAUCAACCUGCUCGAGAUCAUCGUGCCUAGGACCCGAGUCACUUGGAAGGUGGACAAUGAUUUAAAGCUCCGCAAUGAAAUAUACCUAAGGAGUGAGGGCCGCAUCAAGAAGUUCAUGGACUCCGUCCGAGCCAGGUUGAAAGGGAUCAACAUUGAAAGCGGUGUGAUUCCAGAAAAGGCGGAAGAAUGCAAGAGGGAGAUCGAGGUUCUGACCCGCAAAAGUUUCGAGGAUCAAGCGACUUUGAUCAAGCAGCUGCAAGACAAGUACACAAACUCUCGGUACUGGGAGGUCAUACCCUUGAAUGAGGUUCUGCGCUCUGUGCAAGAGCGAGUCGUGGAGUGGGACACCGUCUUCGCCGAAUUUGAAAAGAACUAUUUCCCCUCCGAAAAAGAUAUCAGGCGGCUGGCGACGCUGCAACUCAAGAAGAUCUUCUUGGACAAGGACGCUUCCGUGACAUCCAUCACCUCUUCUGAUGAACAGCCGACGCCUCCAAAUGAGGCGGAGAGUGAGAGUAUCGAAGAGCCUGAAGAAGGGCGGCCAAUGCGUCGCAUGACUCUCUCCCCCGAAAAGGCGCAGGACGUUCUCGUGUCUGUAGUUGAGGAGCACUCGGGAAACAAGAAUCGAGCCAUUGCCCAAGACCUAGAAUCUCCCAGGGUCGAAGAGGUCGAUUCAACGAUCCCCUCACCACCACCAGAGAUGAAAUCGCCUCCAGCCGAAUCUGGGCUCGACCAGGAGCGCUCUGAGGCAACAGGAGCCGCUGUUCAACCUGAAAAACUUCCGACAGAGUCAAGCCCCCCGACGAAAUCUCCAGAGUCAGAUUCUUUGCCUGUUCGCUCAAGAAACAGCUCGACAGAGCUGCCUACCAGCGGACAACCGAUCGCUCGUAAGAUGAGCCAGAGGAGCACUGACGGGGACAGGACGAGGAGCCACACAAUUGCGAGUAACUCCCCCUCAAAUAUCCCACGCCCAGCUGAAAGUGCUUCGCGACGCAGCGGGAAAGCAACCUCACCACCAAUGCUACGCGCCCAGUCCCAGCCUCUCCAGUUUCAGAAGAAUGCACCCAAUGACAACGUGCCCUCGAAAGGGAAAAAGGCGGGAUCAAGCAAGGCCGGCGAGUCCGGGGAUGUUCCCAGCCUGUCUCCCCCCGAGGGUAAAGCCAAGUCUCCGGAGAAAAAGUUGACGGAUCGACUCGGUCUCGGUGCUUUUAGGAAUGCGAAGAUUACACCCGGUCCUUCUCUCAUACCUCGUUCUAUCCCGGGCAGGAAAGAUAGUUCUCGUGUGUCGAAUCUAGCGAAGCAUUUUGAACAGCUGAGUCGCGAGUUCGAGAAAGAACGUCAACGGGAGAGGGCUCGUCGAACGGCUCGAGGAACCCAUUCCCGGGCAUUUCCUCUGGCAAGUUCGAAACCUAUUGUCGAAGUCUAUAAGAAUGUCAGGGAAGCUGUUGAAGAACGGGAGCCAUCGGCCGAGGGUGAGGAUCUCGCGACGUCCAUUCCGAAAUUACCGGCCGACGAGUCCAGCCGGGGAAGCGAUGAGUUUAUGGGAAGGGCCUCCGAAGAAGAACCGAGAAAGAGAGCAUCCUCGCCCGAACCCUCUGUCCCGGUACCAGAAAACGACAAGAACGACCACCACGCUCUGUCGGAUGGAGAGGAAGCCCACACCGACGAAGACCGGAUAUCAGCGGACGGACUCCAUAUCACGGAUUCGAAUGAGGAUCUUGGCAAGAUGUCCCCCGAGGAGGAACAGCUCGACCUCAGAGAGCUUCCCAAACACGAGAGAAGCACGCUGCUGAGGCUGCUGACGACCUUUUGGUCCGAACGCUCGGCCAGCGGAUGGGCCCCUCUCAGCUACCCGCUCACGAUGUCCGACCACGUCUUUGCCGACUGCGACAUUAUCGUGAGGGAGGACGAGCCGAGCUCGUUGAUCGCCUUCGCGCUGGACUCCCAGGACUACAAGGACAAAUUAACUAGCAUACAAGAGCGCUACGAGGCGCAGGACGAGUUAGAAUUGGGCCUGGAGAAGGGGACGGAGGCGAUGGCCGAAACCCGAGUCGAGCACGCGCUUCUCCGGUCCACGGGAACACACCUGAAAUACCAGUUCCAAGAAGGCCAGGCCAAGAUGCUCUGCAAGGUAUUCUACGCCGAGCAGUUCGACGCGCUGCGGCAAAAGUGUGGGGUCUCUGAGCGGAUCGUGGAAUCGCUCUCGCGGUGUGCCAAGUGGGACUCGCAGGGCGGCAAGACCAAGUCACUUUUCCUGAAGACUCUCGACGACCGAUUCAUCCUGAAGUCGCUGUCCACCAUCGAAACGCAGGCAUUCCUCAAGUUCGCGCCGGCGUAUUUCCAGAUCAUGUCUGAAGCCCUGUUCCACGAGCUGCCGUCGGCGAUCGCCAAGAUGUUCGGCUUCUACCAAGUCAUCAUCAAAAACCCCGCCACAGGGACAGAAUUCAAUUGGUUCCUCCUGCUAAUGGAAAACCUGUUCUACGACCGCGUGCCAACCCGCAUCUUCGACCUCAAGGGCUCGAUGCGCAACCGCAAGGUACAAAGCACAGGCGAACGCAACGAAGUACUCCUAGACGAAAACAUGGUCGAAUUCAUCUACGAGACGCCGCUGUUCGCUCGGGAACACUCAAAGAAGCUUCUCAGCCAGAGCGUCUGGAACGACACGCUCUUCCUGGGCCGCCAGGACGUCAUGGACUACUCGCUCAUGAUCGCCAUCGACGAAAGCCGCUCGGAGCUCGUAGUGGGAAUCAUCGACUGUAUCCGCACUUACACGUGGGAUAAGAAGCUGGAGUCGUGGAUCAAGGACCGAGGAUUUGCGGGCGGUGGCAAGAACAGGCCCACUGUCACCAGUCCUAAGGAGUAUAAGGGGCGGUUCCGCGAGGCGAUGGCCCGAUAUGUGCUUCAGGCACCUACCUGUUGGCAUCAGUUCCAGGCCUCUCAGGUUCCCCGGUACAUGCCUCUGGGACAAUCCCAACACGCUCUUAUUGCUGAAUCUGAGGGACCUGAUGGACCUAUAGAUUCGUGGUGAAUACGCAGGAAAUUGGUAGUAUAUGGUCAAACGGACGACGUAAUGACGGCGUUAUGGCAGGCGGCACAUUGGUUUAACUUGGGUUACACUCUUUGGAUUGGAG